AUGUCCCCUUUUUUGAGGCUGUCGGCUACUACAAACAAGCGCGAGCUGGAGAACCCGGCCGAGUCGGGAUCACCGGUGAAGAAGGCCAAGGUCGGGUCGGACGGCCUGGUGGCGCUCAACAACCGGCAUCUUGUGGCCAAGCAGGAGGAGGCUGCGGCGCGCGGCGAGGUGUUUGUGGACCAUCUGUACCACCUUGGGCUCGACUCGUCAAUGCCGCUGCAGGAGCAGUUUGGCAAGACGCGAUUUGUGGUCAUGGGCGGCUCGCCGGUGCGUGCGCUCGACGUGGCCCAGCUGGUGUACCAGUUCAUGGGCGUGGCGGCGCCGCAGCCGAUCGAGCCGUUUGGCAAGACCGAGCGGUACUCGAUGUACAACUGCCAGCUCGGCGAGGUCAAUGUCCUCUCCAUCUCGCACGGCAUGGGCCAACCGUCGCUCUCUAUCUGCCUCCACGAGAUGGCCAAGCUGAUGCACUACGCCAAGGCCCGCAACGUGGCCUUUAUCCGGGUCGGCACCUCGGGCGGCGUGGGCGUGGCGCCGGGCACGUGCGUGGUGGCCAAGUCGGCCGUCUCGGGCCUCCUCGAGCCGUUCUACUCGCUGGACAUCCUCGGCAAGACCCACCAGUUCCCGGCCAACUUUGACAGCCAGCUCGCCGACGACAUCCUGGCGUGCGCAGGCGACGACAUUGCCGCCGUCGCCGGCAUCACCUGCGGUACCGACUGCUUUUACGAGGGCCAGGGACGGCUCGACGGCAUGGUCGCCGACUACUCGCGCGACGACAAGCUCGCCUUUCUGCAAAAGGCGCACGAGGCCGGCGUGACCAACUUUGAGAUGGAGUCGACGUGCCUCGCAGCGCAGACCUCGCGCUGGGGCAUUUCCGCGGCCCUCGUGUGCACCACGCUCCUCAACCGCCUCGACGGCGACCAGGUCACCUCGACGCCCGAGCAGCUCAAGCAGUUCUCGCUCAACGCGCAGACCCUUGUCCUCCGCUACAUCAAGAAGCAGCUCAUUGCCGAGGGCCUGCUUCCUGCCGACGCGUAAACCUUGCACCACACAGCC
Messenger RNA from Thecamonas trahens ATCC 50062, 1053 nucleotides. Its product is annotated as uridine phosphorylase. Gene Ontology annotation, biological process: uridine catabolic process; nucleotide catabolic process. Gene Ontology annotation, cellular component: cytosol; cytoplasm. The record is from RefSeq and is a predicted model, not a curated record. The coding region runs from base 1 to 1035 and encodes 344 amino acids. Gene Ontology annotation, molecular function: uridine phosphorylase activity. NCBI's taxonomy places the organism in Eukaryota, Apusomonadida, Apusomonadidae. The transcript has 2 exons.